This is a messenger RNA of Mesorhabditis belari, 9228 nucleotides long. NCBI's taxonomy places the organism in Eukaryota, Metazoa, Nematoda, Chromadorea, Rhabditida, Rhabditidae. The record is from the annotation of a GenBank genome assembly.
AUGAUCACCUACACGCCGGAGAGCCUCGAGAUCGGGCUCACAUUGCGACUCUACGCGAAUUCCGAACUCGGCUAUGAGGACCUCGUUUUGGGGAUGUUUCAAGAAGACCCGAAGAGCCUCCCGAAAUCCGUUGAAAGAAGAUUGAGAGAACUCUACAUAAAGCAUCAAAAGUUGGUCAUCCAGCAUCAGGGCAAGAAUUUCAUCGCCGAAUUCGUGAAGAACGGGGACACCAAACUGAUCAAACGUUUUCUCGAAUUGACGACAAAUGGCGAGGAGGCAGAGCUCUUUAAGGGAAUUGAAGAAGCUCAAGAUAUUCAAUCGCGAUUGGAGAAGCUCGAGGAAUUGAAUGAAGCUAAGAAGAUCUCCAAAUCGUUCCGGCGCUACUUCAACAAUCAGAUGAGAGUCUUCGUGAAGACAGGGAUCGAAGACGAGUUUCGAGUGAUUCUAAAAGAAUGGCUGACAAGUGGAGAGGUGAAUCUGAAGACUUGGCAACAAAUCAAGAAAUGGCACAAGGAUGGCUGUGAAUUGAAGACUUUUCGAACAAUGAAACUCAAAGAUCUUGCUGAGACCGAUGUGUUGGUGCAUAAAGUCCGGGAUUUGGCGCAGAGAAUCACGACCGAUGAGUUCUUGGAGCCGGCGAUGAUCACAAAGACGAUGGAUAGAAUUCUCCGCGAGCCGACCUCGAAACGUGUUGGUGGUAAGGUUAUUGUGAGCUCCGGGACAAUCUUCAUUGAUAAUUGGGAUGACUGGUUCAAAAAAGAGGUCGACAAGGGCGCCAAACAAAUCGAGAUCUACGCGGACAACUGCUUGGCGUUGAUGGGCGACAUCCUGAUACCAGAAACUAACCUCGUCAUUUGCACAAGCAAGGUGCGCGUCUGGAAGAAGAGUUCAAUCGAUUUGUCAGGGAGAUCUCACGAGCCAAAGAAGAGGAAAGCGAGAGACUCCACGAGUUCUUCUGAUAAUAGCAAGGAUGGAGUGGAUGGACAGCCCGGUGGAUCGAGCGGCAAUUUGACUAUCUUCACAAAGGCUUUUGUCGGUCAAGAGCUGCUCGACAUCCAGUUGAACGGUGGCCGGGGAGAGGACGGUGAAUCAGGAGGGGACGGCUAUACUGGAGGAGAUGGGAAAGGGGUUGAUUGGGCGGAGAUGAGAGACCUGGCCUCUUUCUACAGUAGUCUCUAUUGGAGCUACUGGUCGAAGUACACCGGGUUCGAGCCGAGUGGAUGGAAAAACACGUACUACAAUUGGAAUACGGGGCAACAGUACUGCUAUAAGACGUUUGAAGACUCUGCCGGCCGAAAGCUGACACUCAGUUACGCGGGGAUCAGCCUUCAUUGGUACACACCCACGCAGUACCACCUGUUUUUGUGGGUCGAGGGAGCUGAGGGCGAGACCGGGACGCGCGGUGGGAAAAAUGGAAUGGGCGGCGAGGGAGGUUACAAAGGGGAAUGUCUGAUCAUGAACCCCGAGACAAAACAACAAUUCGCCGUGGCUACGACGAGAUUGAUGGGCGAGAAUGGAGAGAACGGGCAGCCGGGGGAAGCGGGCAGCAACGGGAAGAGAGGGAACGAUCUGGCUAUCAUCGACAAUAGUGCUGGGAGUAAAGUUGAACUAGGUGACACAAACAGUCGAUUGAAGAUGGAAUGGUACGGCUCUGAAGGGGAUUACCGGCGAUUUUUUGGAUACAAGAAACACGUUGACUCGGAGAGCCAUCCGUUUAUCAAAUUCGAGAAUGGAGGAAGCUUGAGCAAAUCUCUCCUUGAGUCGACCAUUUCCACAUCGCAAAGAAGUCAAUUUUCAAAAUCGGUUGCUCAAAACGCGAUCAUAACGGAAGAAGUUCUCGAGAGAAGCAACGAGAAUUUUGACGGAGAAUCGACAUUUGUCGAACAGAUCGGUCUCACGUUGAACGACGAAGAAGAGGAAGAAGAGGAGGAGCAAUCGGAAGAGCAAUCCGUCGAACAAGUGGUCGUGUUGCGGCAAGCCGAUCAAGUGAAUCUCAAAGAGUAUACGGAGGAGAGUUUGAAAAGGGCAAAACCUCCACUGACAGCUUCAAAAGUGGCGACAGCUGUAAAGAAAACGGGGCGACACGGGAUCAUCACGGCCACCGCGCAAUGUCUCUUCGAUCUCUUCCAAAUCGAGAUCGAUUGGAAUCUGCUAGAAGAUUUGCGCUUUCCAACUUUAUUCCAGAAGAACCAUUUCGUGCACGCCGUCGAAGAGGUCCCAUUGCAAAGGACUCUGAUCGCGAUCAGCCAAAAUAUGAUCCAAAAGGGGAAGAGCUAUCUCGAGAUUCACGAGUUCGCGAGAUCGGUGGCUCUGCGCAGAAAACUGAAGUUCGAAUUGACGGAAAAGAGACAUUUAAGCUCGCGAGCCAUUCAAGAACUGAUUGGAAUUGACGAGAACUAUCAGAAGGAUCUCUCAGAAUGCAAAAAUAAAAAAUAUUUGGACGGUUGUCGCGCGGGAGAACCGGUUGCAAUGGGCGACAUCGAGCUGAAAGAGUUGAUCGAUUCAGUUGGUCGCGAUUUCUCAAUCUUGUACACCAAAAAUGAGGAACUCCUCGCUUUACAACAUUUUCUGAAGAGUUUCCCGUCCCAUUUGAAAGUGAUGAUCGAGAAUAAUUUGAAAAAUGAUCAAAUGAUCUGGUCGAAUGGAGAUGGAGAGGCUUUUCUGGCCCCCUAUCUCAAGAAGGCGAAAGAGGAGGAGAACGAUCACGUUGAUGGAGAAACACCCCAGCCACCACGACAAAACGAACCGCUCACUGAACUCACUGAGGAACAACGAAAGAAGUUCAAAAACAUCGUGAGGGGGGUGAACAGCGAGGACAACUCGGAGAGAAUCAAUGAGAGUAUCUCUCUACUCCGAGAUCUUUUCAAGGCUGAGCCAACUCUAGCGAAAAGAUAUGGAACUUUGCCGAAGCUGUUGACUGAGAACCCGGCUGAUCACCAAAAGAAGGGCAAAUGGGCGACAAAGCUUAUGAAUUUCGUGAGCCAGAAGGAUAGCGAGGACGAGAAAAAAUUGACAGUCUUCCUCAUUAAGGCCCAUUUUAUCGCGCAAGAAGUGUUGCCAUUUCAUCGACGACUUUUCAACUGCAAUCUGUUGACUAAAGCUGAUGCUAAAGAGCUCGAGUUGUCAGAUUUUGUGAACGAUCUUGAGGACAAAGAUUAUUCAAACUUUGUAAAAAAUCUGAAAAGUCACACGUUGGAUUUGAGCAAAAAGCUUUGCCUAGAGGAGAUGAAGAGGAAGCGGAACUCGAGCUCAGCGGUUCUCUACUUGAAAGCUCUAGCCGACAAGAGCCAGAUCACGGCUUAUAAGCUGUCCGGCUAUAAGCGGCUGGAAGAAUGCUGGGUUUUUAAGGGAUCCAAAGAAACAAAAGAUCAAAAUGAAGAAAGAUUCGUGAUUUCUGAAGAAAGAGCAUUUGAAAUCGAGGUCGAUCAAGAUUAUCACCAGUUUUUGGCUUCUCAACAAACGAUUCAAGAGCACUUUGGCCUAGUAGAUCAAAAAGAACAAAUUCCGACAACCAUUCAACAGUUCUUUGAAAAAGAACUACAACCGAUUGUCCUUGAGUGGCUAGAAACCUUCUCAGCGGUGGCCAAAUUUGAUCAAUUGUUGAACUUUUUGGCUACACGUUUCUUCAUUGACGGCUGCCACUUAUCGCUCUUCGAGCUCCAAUUCGUUUUCUCGACUUUCACUCACCUCACCGUUGAAUGCCGAGCCGAUCCUAAAUUUCUGCUUACGCUGCUAUCGACAGUCUCGCAAACUCGAUUCGUCGACGUUUUUCUCUACAUCCGACUUUGUUAUCUCUACGGAAAGAAAUUGGAGGACAAGAUCUGGCAUAAUCUGAGGUUCAUCUCGAAUCCAAGACAUAAGAUCAUCCUCGCAUUGAAGCUCGUCGAGCACAAGAAUGUCCCAUCAACAGACACCCUCUACAAGCUGAUUCUCAUGCUCCAACACUCUUCGACUGACUCUCAGAAGCUCGAGAAUCUGAGCAUGGAGAUGUGGAUCGAUAUAGCGUUGAAGCAGACUUGGGCGGAGAUCGGCUCGAUGAUGAACGAGUUCGGUGAAGCAGGGUACUACCUCGGCGUCCUCGCCUCAAAAGGCUUUACCGAGGAGCAGAAAGCGAUGAGUUCUGUCCUAAAAUCGGUGAAAUUUAUUCCAGAGAAGCUUCUCGGUCUCUUCGUGACUUGGAUCUGUAAUGGCGAGUUUGGAGAAAAUAGUCUAGAAGCCAUUAGAGAGUUGGAAGGGCUGAAAGAAGCAGACGAUUGGAGCGAUGAAGAGAAAAAGGGAGAUUGUGCCAAAUUGUUGACGAAUGAGAAAGACCAAAAAAAUUUCUUUGACCAUAUUGGUGGGGAUUUCUUGAGAAAGCAUGAGGAGAUGAGAACGACCGAAUCGUUGAAGCAUCUCGUUGUCGGAAUGCACGAUGAUGCAGAAAUGAACGCAAAAGUCUCUGCCCGAGUCGAAAAAUGUUGUGACGCUUUGCAAAGUUUGGAAAAAGGCGAAGAGUUAAAUGAGAUUUGUGGAAUUCUGGCUCGAUUCGACGGAUAUUUGAAAGAAAUUGAGGGGAAAACGUUGAGAAACACGCAAAAAAUGGCCGUUCUUUGCGCCGUUGAGGGAAACGGACACGUGCUUGAACAAAAGAAACUCUUCCACGAGAAUUGUCCGGUUAUUAAAACAAAGGUAGAUGAUUGGGCGAAAAGUGUCUACGACGAGAUCUGUGAUCAGUUGGACUCCGAGAGAUCGACGCUUGUCAUAUGUGACUCGAUUGCGCAAGCAGUGCUGCUCGAAGAGAAACUGAGAAAAAUCUUUGAGGCCGAAGAAAAGAAAUCUUCUAUGCUAGAUGAAUGCUUCAAGACGUUGACAAUGUACACUCGGAGCCACGAUCAGUUUAAUUUUGAUGGGGAAACAGCGUUGCAGCCCGGGAAAUUACUGAUAGCCACAAAUCUGGCGGGUAGAGGAACGGAUAUCAAGUUGAGUCGAGAGCUGGAAGGCAAUGGAGGGCUUCACGUGAUCACCGCUUUCAUGCCACAAAACGCUCGAAUCGAGGAGCAGGCUUUUGGGAGAGCCGCGAGAAGCGGUCAACCCGGAUCGGCUCAGAUUAUCGCACUUCUAGCAGAAAGAGACGGCAUCAAGCCCUCGUUCUUCCAAUUCAAGAUGUAUCGCGACAACUUGGAGGUUCAACGGCUUGCUGAAUUGAAAGUAUUCUAUGACUAUCACACCGAUAUUGAGGAAACUUGUUUAAAGAAGUUUCAGGAGCAUUGCAGCGAAGUGUUGAGUAAGGUGUAUUCCUCGAAAACAACGGACUCAAAGAUCGCCAAUCCGGAAGAGGUCGUUUAUUUCGCUUUGUUGGAUAAGUGGGCUCUGUGGCUCGACGAGAAGGGGUCCGAAAUCGAGCAAUGCUCGAAGAACAACAACGAUGAGGAGAGGGCAAAGCAGAAGAAAUCGAUCGUCGACUCGGUGAAAGCGUUUCUCGACAACCACCGGCUGGAUGUAAAGGAAGCCGAGGAGAAAUGGCUGGAUUUCCCUCAAUCGCAGCUCACGUUGGCCCUCUUUUCCCUGUGCAACAAGGACUUGAAAAGAGCCGAUAGAUUGUUUGAGAAAGUCAUUGCAAACGAUUUCUUCUUUGCGCCCGAAGCUUAUUAUUACAAAGCUUGUAUGAGAAUGGCGAUGAAGGAUCUCGAGGAUGAGAAUUAUGUCGAUUUGGUCGACGCCAAGAAGUUCUUCUAUUAUGCUCGAACUCUCCUCAAAGAAAGACUGGAGUCGUCGGAAAGAGAGGCGACUUUCGUUCUUCAAAACCUUCAACAACUUAACCAGAAGAUUCGGUCCAACGGCUUUGAAGUUCAACAAAAAGCCAACGCUGAGAAUAUGCAGACAAUAAUCUCAAAUAUUGAUUGGCUCAUUGGAGUUCCAUGUCACAAGGAGAUGUUCCACUCUCAGAAGAUCUCAAAAGAGAUGAGCUUCCAGAUUUUUGGCUCUCUCGAAUCUGAUGGAAUCAUCUCGCCGCACGUCUUCACGAACUUUGAGCCCCAGGGAUGGAUGUUAAAGGCUGUACACGACAAAUUUGGGCUAUCAAACGAGCAAUUGAAGAGGUCUCUUGUGGUAGCGAAGGCCAGCAACAUAUUCUUCUAUCGAGAUACCGGCGAAAAGCAUCUCGACUUUGGGGAAUCACCGAAAGUCGACGAUGACAACGCGUUUUCGAUUGCCUUGUUGCCGAUUUUGGAGAACACCGUCAAAUUGUCCAACCGGCAGUCAUUCUACACGGAGCUGCACGAGAGCGGGGUUGUGAAAAACGUCGAACAGCUGAAAUACGCGAAUCCCGGUCAUGAAACGGAAGUGAAACUGAUUCUCGACAAGAAAGAGAUCGACCCAUUCGCUCUGCCAACUGAAGGCCAGCAUUUGGUGCUGAACAACGGAAUUCAAGAGAACCGUUUGUAUUAUAAAGCCGACGACUUGAAAGAGAUUGAGGAAAUCGAGGGGAAGAUGAUGGACGAGUUCAUUGGCGAGAUCGAUAUCACGAUGUUGCGGCGAUUCUCCUAUUUCUCCGACUUUGACGGGGUCCAAGUCGACGAGCUGGCUGAAUAUUUUGAAAUUCCAGCGGAUGGGGCGGCCUGGCUCUUGCGAAGCCUCGAAGAGAUGGGCGUUUUCGAGCAACGGAUGGAGACUCGAGUACAAUUCACUCCAAAUGAUGAACUAUGGAAAAAUAAGGUCCUCAUUUUCUUAGAAGCUAAGAAAAACGAAGAGAAGAAUGGGAAUCCGAUUCGAGCGGUUGCUUCAGCGUUGGAGAAUCUUCGUCGAAUCAAAGAUUUACAACAUUUGUCGAUCGAAUUGCUGAAAUAUGUGACUGAACUGAAGGAAGAUGAUGACGUUGAGAGGCUAUACGAUCAUUUGAUGAAAGAGAAGCUCAUCGAAGAAUAUAUCCAUUCUUGUUUCCGAUUGAAUUCUCGACUCGAUGUCUCGUCUCUACCUGCCUCUAUCUCUGAUCAAGUCGGCCUCUAUCUAAUGAGCAAAUUUGCCUAUUCGUUUGCGCUGGAGCGACUUUGUGUCGAUAUUGAUAACGGGAAUGCACAGAAAGUCAUGUUCCACUCGAUUUUCCUGCCAGAAUAUCCUCACAAGCAAUUCUUUGACUCAUUAAAGAGCCAAGAAGUCAUUUCAUCGCAAAGGAUCGUUUCAAAAGAAUAUCAAAACAUCGAUGAGGACUUAUUCGAGGAGCUAGACGAGAUCAAGGGAACACUACGAGAGCACGCCUCCAAAUUGUUGGAUCAGACCGGCUACCAUCUGACCCUAUUGCCGCUAGAGAAUUAUAUUUUGGGCAGGAGCGAGACGUUGAAUUCGGAGAUAAGAUUCGUCUCCGAUAAAGGCUUGAAGCUGGUGGUCGGGGUCGGCGAGAGCGGACUGGGUUGGAAAAUCCUCACAAAUGUUGUUGGAGCCGUUGUAACAGCUGUGCGAACGGCCGUGAGUAAGAUCAAGGCAUUCGGCAGUUGGGCCUACGGGAUCGGGUCCUCGAUCGUUCACUGGGUCGGCGAUAACAUUGUCGAUCCAGUGGCCAACAAAAUCAACAAAGUGGCGAUGAAAGUGGGGAAGGCUUGUUCCUAUGUGAAAGGGAAGGUCUCCGAGUUCACGCAAUGGGUGGCCAACAGCGAAGCGUUCAAGGCGGCGAGCAGUUGCGUGAAGUCGACUUGCGGGGCGAUUGCAGCCGUUGGUGGGGCGAUUGUUGGAGCUGUCGGUGACGCUGUUACAAAAGUUGGGAAAGUUAUCGGUCGAGCCGCGUAUCAGCUGGGCGAAAUGACCGGGAUCAAUGAUAAUAUCCGAAAGAUAGCUGCAGCUGGAAGAGCUAUUGGGAACAAGGUCAAAGAGGCGGCUGAGUGGGUGGCUGAAAAAGCCGUUCAAUUGUAUGAGGGCGCGAAGCGAGAAGCCGUGAAAGCGUUUGAAUGGGUGUCGGAGACGAAACUCGUCAAAUGGGCGAAGAGCGCCGGCAAGGCGGUGAUCGAUUUCGGGAAGAAUGUUUACCAGAAGAUGUCGAAUUUCAUUUCGGCUGUGAUGGAAAGCUAUGAAUACUAUAACCAGUGCCGUUUCUAUGCAAAGAAGAUAGCUGUCGAGAGUCAGUCAAGUUCCGUGGACGAGUACACGAUUCUACGAACUUAUGUCAAUGCUCGACAAGCGACGGCCUGCGAAGAAGAGGGAGACGAGACUUUUAGACAGAAGCUCCAAACCCAUCUUGUGCUCAGCUUUGAGAAGGCUUAUGCUCGAUUGGACAAGGUGAUCUACGAGAGCGUCAUGAAAGAGAUUUGCGAAUACAAUCUGCCCCUUGAUCUCCAAUCAAAGCUCGCCACAAUUGAGACAUUUAUCAAAGUCUCUCCUUCAACGCAAAACUUCAAGAGUGAAGUCGAAGAGAAGUUCAUGAUUGAGGCGAGCAAAGUCGCGAUCAAGUUCGGCUAUCUGAUGACCGAGUUUGCCACAAAUGAUGCCCCGUUUGAAAGCAUGGAGAUGCCAGAUUUAGAGACGGAAUUUACUUUUGGGCGCCUGGAGGGUAUCGUUCGAAAAACCGUUCAAGAUUUCGCGAACUAUCAGAAAUUGGAGCUGAAGGAGAAGGAUGGAGACGACGGAUCGUUGACAAAACGGUUUAUUGCAAAAUUCGCGAUCGAGUUGGGGAAACUGAUCGGCGAGUAUUGUCGCGCAAUUUACAUUGACAAGCCGACAAAAGAUUUGACCGCUUUUAUGGUUGAGUUGAGGAAACCCGGGAAGGUUGCCGAGGUAGCCGAUUUUGAGGGCGAAGAUCUGAAAUUGAAGCGCGCGCUGGCACACUGCAAUGCGCAGAUCAAAGAGAAGAGGCAAAAUCAAGGGCUGUUGAAGGAACUGCUUCGAAUAGUCCACCAAAAGGUUGUCGACGAUGUCGGGGUGUUGAAAGUCGCGUUGAAAUUCGGCUAUCCUCUACCAAUUUGCUGUUUGGAGCGAAUUGUACCCGUUCUUGAAAGAGUCGUUGAAGCUCCACUUAGAAUUCAGCUAGCCAAGAGGGAGUACGGUAACGGAUCCGCACUGGAGGUGAUUCGAGUGGAUCACAUCGACGAUUCCCUCUUCAUCUCGAGUAGAGAUUAUCUCCGCUACAAGAGGAUCGGUGUCGGGAAUGAAGAAGAGGAGACCUCGGUGAAUUCUUUCCUUUUCGAUGCUCUUCAGAGAAGAUUCCCAUUAAAGGAGCAAUUGAAAGAACGGGAAAUCUUCCGAAAUUACCUCAUUCAAUCGCUG